GCUCCCCCUGCUGGUUGAGGUCUGUACGUCCAUGGCAAUUUGUUAUUCACGGUCAUCAUGGCGUUAGCAGCGGCAGCCAAGCGUUGUGUAUCCACUGUGCUUUUCAACAGAUCAGUAUCAUUACCAGAGCUCAGAUCAGCCUGCUCGUAUCACAAAAAGGUCGUGGACCACUACGAGAACCCCCGAAAUGUUGGUUCCUUGGACAAGAAUGCCAAGAAUGUGGGCACUGGUCUGGUAGGUGCACCUGCAUGUGGGGAUGUAAUGAAACUACAGAUUCAGGUGGAUGAGAAUGGAAAGAUAGUUGAUGCCCGAUUCAAAACAUUUGGGUGUGGAUCAGCCAUUGCCUCCAGCUCUUUGGCCACAGAGUGGGUGAAGGGGAAAUCGAUUGAUGAAGCCCUUAAAAUCAAAAACACAGAUAUUGCCAAAGAACUUUGUCUUCCACCAGUCAAACUGCAUUGCUCUAUGCUCGCAGAGGAUGCCAUCAAGGCUGCAUUAGCAGACUACAGAGUUAAACAGAAGGACGACAAGGAGAUGUUGGCAGAAGCUAGAAAUUAAUGUCCUCAUUUACAGACGCGUCACUGUCACCCUCUCUCAUCAUGACUCUGAAACCUUGUGUAGUUUAUUUCCUUACUGAGGCUGUAAUAAACAUAAUAGCCAUUAAGAAUAAAUGUCUAUCAUUCCUACUAUAUGCACACUGCCUUAGGGUUGCCUGUUUGAAGUUGUUUUGAAGUGGUUGGCAUUGACAGACUGUGAAGAUAAUUUGGAUAAAGGUUUUUCCUCCGCUGUAACUUUGAAUCACGCACAUAAACUCUUAUGUUCCUGAAGAUCCCUUACUCUGAAGGGGAAUGUUCUCUGAUGUUAAAUGCAUUUUACCACAAUGAUUGUAAAGUUGUUGUAUUAAAUGCAGUGUCAGAAAGAUGUAUGAUAUAAAACGUAUAUUUGUUAAGAGUUUUUUCCCCCUAGGGGGCUCAUUGUUGUUUUGGCAGCAGUUUGUGACUGAAAAGUCACACCAAAAAAGCCUAUGCUGAAAUUAUAAAGAGCAGAGUGAUACCAUGACACAAAUGCCUGGAUUUUGAUGCUGUAUUAUUUUCUUUGCAAAGACAAUAAAGCCAUAAAUAUU
Messenger RNA from Myxocyprinus asiaticus (Chinese sucker), 1120 nucleotides. RefSeq names its product iron-sulfur cluster assembly scaffold protein IscU-like. NCBI's taxonomy places the organism in Eukaryota, Metazoa, Chordata, Actinopteri, Cypriniformes, Catostomidae. The coding region runs from base 58 to 555 and encodes 165 amino acids. Gene Ontology annotation, molecular function: 2 iron, 2 sulfur cluster binding; ferrous iron binding. The transcript is spliced from 5 exons. Gene Ontology annotation, cellular component: cytoplasm; mitochondrial matrix. Gene Ontology annotation, biological process: iron-sulfur cluster assembly; intracellular iron ion homeostasis. The record is from RefSeq and is a predicted model, not a curated record.